AUGUCGCCCAGUCGACGUGUCCCGCUGCUGGUCGCAGCGCCGCUGCUGCUGCUGCUGUGUGUGGGUGCGAGCGCCUACCGCUCACCUGCCGCCUCAUCCCUGCACCGCACGGCGGGCGGCACCACCACGAGCAGCCUCAAGGCAAUUGAGUGGCUGAUGCGCCGUGGAGGCGAGGGCAUGGAGAACCGCCCCGCGUACCUGCUGAUCAAGUACGAGGUGCCCCCGACACUGCACGACCGCUUCAUUGAGGAACUGGAUCGCCACGACAAGGUGUUGCGCGAUGUCAAGGGCCUGAGCUUCUACCAGAAGACCAAGGACAUGGACGACAACGUCAUGUUCUGCAGCUACACGGAGUGGGACACAGUCGGCGACCUGAUGGAUCAUUGCGAGUCCACCGCGUUCAAGGACUUCCACAACUGGGUGGAUGACAACGACAUCCUGGUGGAGAUGUUCCCGUUGGAGGCUCUCGGAGAUGAGAAGCGGGAGUACCGCGCGGAUCGCGAGGGUGAGAAGGCCGCCACCGCCGCCCGUGCUGCCGCCGCCAAGGACCUGGAGCGCCGCCGCCGCCGUGGUCGCGAGAUCGAGGAAUUUGACCCCCGCGAGGAGACCGCCCACUUUGCCAUCCGCUUCCACAUCAUGCCAUCACAGGAGGAGGACUUCCUGAACUUCGUCCAGGAUGUGCAGAAGCGCGUGGUGAAGGAUGAGGACGAGAACCGCUUCUUUGUCCUCCGCAAGUUCGCCACCAUGAACCACCACUACCUGAUUCGCGGCGCCUGGGACACCUUCGAAGGCUACCUGGACCACAUCACCUCCAAGCACUCCAUGAACUUGCGAGGUAGUCAGAUGAGGUACGCGAAGGACAACAACAUCGAGUGGUACGGCAUUCCCUUCCGUGUGCUCUAUACCAGCGAGGAUACCACCGAGUACAAGGGCUUGAAACUAGAGCAGCUCGUUGUGUCUGUACAGGUUGCCUUAAAACAGGGCAUAUGCAUGCCACGGGCGCACUGGCCUGGAGCAGCGGUUGGCUUCGUUGGGUUGACAACGUUGAGUCGUUGGGUUGUUGGUGUGCCGUACACGGCCUUUCGGAAGCUGGUGGGCUGCCGUGCAUAUUGCAACCAUGCCGCCAAGAUCCCCCGCCGAUUCGCGACGGACGUCCCCCUCGCUCAUGUCGCGGUGAGGUACCCCUCCGUCUGUGCGACCCCUAAGCGGCGGCGGCGGCGGCGGCGGCAGGUCCGUCGGCAUCUCCGUAAACUCGAUGCCGUGCUUGUGAAAAACCUCCCGUACGGCAGUUAA
Messenger RNA from Volvox carteri f. nagariensis, 1293 nucleotides. RefSeq lists its product as uncharacterized. Gene Ontology annotation, molecular function: catalytic activity. The record is from RefSeq and is a predicted model, not a curated record. Bases 1 to 1293 code for a protein of 430 amino acids. Lineage: Eukaryota; Viridiplantae; Chlorophyta; Chlorophyceae; Chlamydomonadales; Volvocaceae. The transcript is spliced from 12 exons.